UGCAGCCAGGACCUUCUCAAUGAUUUUCCCGACAACAAACAAGAGAGAUUAUUGCAGUUUUGCUCUCUCGCGAGUCACAGGUGUGAGCUAUUUUCUUUAUAGUUUUGUGGAAGCCAUUUAUUAGGCAACACUAGGUUUGAAGGUACAAUGAUGGAUCAAUCCAAUUUUACAGUGAGCCCACUCGAUUUCAACUUAUCUGAGGAUGAAUAUGAUGAUGAUUAUGAGGAUACGCCGCUUGCAAAAUCUCUUAACAUCAUGUCACUCAUAGUCUACAGUCUGGCUUUUGUACUUGGAGUGGUGGGAAACGGCAUUGUAAUUUGGGUAACUGGAUUAAAAAUGAAAAGGACAGUCAACACGGUCUGGUUUUUGAACCUUGCUGUGGCAGAUUUCCUCUUCACUGCCUUCCUCCCACUCAGCGUGGCUUAUACGGCUAUGGGCUUCCACUGGCCUUUUGGCCAGUUCAUGUGUAAAUUCAACAGCACUCUCAGUUUCCUCAACAUGUUUGCCAGUGUGUACAUCCUGGUCGUGAUCAGUGUUGACCGCUGUGUAUCUGUGGUGCGUCCGAUCUGGGCACAGAAUCAUCGGAAUGUGAGACGUGCUUCUGCGGUGAGCUUUGGAGUUUGGUUAUUCGCCCUGCUGUUGAGCUCACCCUACUUCGUCUUCAAGGACACUGCACCCGACCACGACAGCCCAGACAAAAUCAACUGCUUCAACAACUUUGCAUUUUCUGAUGACUAUGUGAAACCAGAGGUAGUGGCGCUCCGUACUCUACGACAUAGAGCCAUGAUCAUAACCCGUUUCCUCAUAGGCUUUGUGCUGCCUUUUGUGAUCAUCGUUUCCUGCUAUGCGGUCAUCAUCCAUCGUCUCAGAAGAAACCGCUCAAUGUCUGGCCGAACUGGACGUCCCUUCAAGAUCAUUGCUGCUGUGAUCGCUGCCUUCUUCCUGUGCUGGGCUCCGUACCAUAUCCUGGUGCUGAUUGAGAUGGUACACCACAUGAGAGCUGAAUUCAACUCCAGCCUGCAAUAUGUCACCACUGUUGGAAUUCCCAUUGCGACCAGUUUGGCUUUCCUAAACAGCUGCCUGAACCCAUUGUUGUAUGUUUUCAUGGGACAAGACUUUAAAGACAAGGUGCGCAAGUCAAUCCUGAAGGUUUUGGAAACCGCUUUCACAGAGGAAGUUUCACGCACAAAUACCUGCACAAAUUCAAUGCCCACCAUUCGUAAUAAAGAGAACGGGAGCAAGUCCUUCUCUGAUGCGGAAGUAUAACCGUAUAACAUGAAGCACUUUUUCUAAAGGAGGACUUUACAGAGUGUCUCAUGUGGAUUUAGCGUCAUCAUAAAUUAUGAGACACAUUAACCUGAAGAAACUGGACCAAAAGAAAUUCAGUUAGUUUGAAGCUUUAAAUUAAUAAAACACUGCCUUAAUUGCUGUUAUGGGGAAAUAAUUAUUUAAUGCAGAAUUGUUAUUUACAUUUGUGUGUGUACCUACUUAACCAUAUUUUGGAGACAAAUUUGUACCCAGACGUGCGUUAAAUCUGACAGAAACUCCCAAAACCUCCUUUUAAAUACAAUAGGUUUCCAGCAUGAAGUAUACCCAUGAAGUAUUUGACACACAUAAAUUGAACUUGGUAUUGUAUGCCAUAUAUGAGCAAUUUAAAAAGUUUUUCAUGAAUUAUGCAUGUGAUGCAAGUAGCUUUUUUGUUAUUUCUUUACUGUAUUGUUGCACAUAUUUUUA
Molecule: messenger RNA, 1734 nt
Organism: Rhinichthys klamathensis goyatoka
Lineage: Eukaryota; Metazoa; Chordata; Actinopteri; Cypriniformes; Leuciscidae
Gene: fpr1
Product: formyl peptide receptor 1
Exons: 2
Coding region: 148-1266 (372 amino acids)
Biological process (GO): phospholipase C-activating G protein-coupled receptor signaling pathway; complement receptor mediated signaling pathway; inflammatory response
Cellular component (GO): plasma membrane
Molecular function (GO): complement receptor activity; G protein-coupled receptor activity
Source: RefSeq, a predicted model, not a curated record